AUUUAGGGAUAAAUAAAAUAAAAAAGGAUGUAAUUGAUAAUAAUCUUAAUUUUUGUUACCUGGGGGAAGCACCGAUGAGGACAAGCUUGGAGAAGAGAUCGGGGCGGCGUAUGGCGGCGAGGAUUCCGAUCAUGGCGGAUACAGAGUGGCCUACGUAGUCGCAGCGCUGGAUUUUAAGAUGAGUACUGAGAAUGUUGAUGAGGUCGUCGGCAUAGGCGUCGAGUGUUGUGUAGCGACAGAAGUCGAAAUAGUCGGGGUUGACGCUGCCGGCGCAGGCGAGGUCGAAGAGGACGACGCGGUAGUCCCGGACGAAAUGAGGGUAAAUGCCCCCGCCAUGCGGACUGGUCGGUGCCCGACCCGUGGGCUAGCACCAGGGUUUUCUCGCCGUUGCCCACCACUCGAACGUUGAGGGCUUCCAAUACAUUUGAGUGAUGAUAUGCAUCAAUAUUUUGAUGGUUCACAUUGACACAAAGUAUUGAGUAUUGCUGAAACAAUGCGGAAGCUUAAAUAUAAAACAUAAUCAAAUUGUUUUACAUUUUUCUGGGUUCUCGCCCGAAAAGGUAUUUAUUUAAUUAAAACAUCAUAAAUGUGGUCCACCAGUCCGUACAUCUCGUCACUCUCAUUGACCUCCGGGAUGGGCUCCAUGAUCAGUAUUGUUACCUGUGUGUAGCAAGUAAAACAAACUACACGCUCAACGUCAGCUGAGGAAUACGCUAAUACAACAAUUCGAAGUUGAAUAGCAAGUAGACAUAUAAUUAUCAUGAUAUGACAUAAUAUAGCAUGUAUGCUCAAAUGAUGAUUGUGAUACGUAAUAAAUGUCAUACAUAGUCAUAAUGAUUGCAUUUGCUUGAUGAUGAAUUCAUGCUGUAUGAUUCUAGGUCACAAGGACAAGCCUUGAACUAUGAGAUUCGCCCAUUUUGUACGACGAACUCACGCAAAAAUAGGGGUGGUACUCGAAAGCCUAAGUACCAUGUACGUACACUAAGCCCGGUCCGUGAUGUCGGACUGCUAAGUCCUGCACAAUCACAACUACAAGAGACGCACUUCCGCCUGAUCUCUUGCGCAUGCACAUGAUGUGAUAUGUUUCAAUAUGGAUGAUGAAAUGAAUCACAUGAUAUGAACAAUUUGUAAACAACAUGAUUGGAUAAAUAUACUUUAUUUUAUUUGGAUGAAAUCUGAUAAAAAUAUCAUUUAAUUAAGCUACGGGACUCGGAACGGUCAACCGUUUGGCGCGAAUCUUUUUUUUUAUUUUUUUUAUUUUUUUUUAUUUUUUUUGACAUCUAAAAUACUUCUUUGAGUUAUUUUAACACUUAUGAUUAACAUAUCUAUGUAUUUGAAAUAUUCUUAACAUUUACAUUUUCAUUUAAGGUGAAGUAUCAAGAAAAACAUAUUUUUACUUUAUGAGUCUAAUGAGUUUGAUCUUAAAGCACAAAUGACUUAUAAUAUGACAAUCAAUCCUAUCGAUAUAU
Messenger RNA from Cuscuta campestris, 1469 nucleotides. Lineage: Eukaryota; Viridiplantae; Streptophyta; Magnoliopsida; Solanales; Convolvulaceae. The record is from the annotation of a GenBank genome assembly.